AUGCUUUGUGGUAGAUUGUCGACAGUCCUUCCUAAUCUCAUUAACCAAAACCAAGGAGCGUUUGUGCAAAAGAGAUUAUUGGCGCAUAAUAUUAUGAUUCUUCAGGAUAUUAUCAAAGGUUAUAAUAGGAAAAACAUCUCUCCUAGAUGUGUUCUGAAAAUUGACCUAUGUAAAGCUUAUGACAUGCUUGAUUGGAACUUUUUAGAAGCCAUUCUUUCUGCCUUCUGCUUUCCACAUAAGUUCAUUACUUGGGUUAUGACUUGCUUAAGGGACCCUUCUUAUUUGAUAUUACUGAAUGGUAGGAUUCAAGGGGGUUUUAAAGGUAAAAAGGGGUUGAGACAAGGAGACCAUAUCUCUCCAUUAUUGUUUGUCCUUGUGAUGGAGUACUUCACUAGACUUCUCAAACAAGCUUCCCUUAAUAAAAAUUUCCGGUUUCACCCAAAGUGUAAAAAUCUGAAGCUUGUUAAUCUUUGUUUCGCGGAUGAUCUUAUUAUCUUUUGCAAGGGUGUUUAUAAAUCAGUGCAGGUUAUUAAGGAUUGCUUCAACGAGUUUAGCCUGACUUCGGGCUUAUCAGCCAACAAGGAGAAGACUCAGGUGUAUUUCGGGGGCCUGGCUGACAGUGAGGUUAAGUUGAUUCUUCAGAAAAUUCAGUUUAAUGAAGGGCACUUUCCUCUCAAAUAUUUGGGAGUGCCUCUUCGCUCCACCAAAUGGAAGGCGGGAGAUUGGGGUUCUUGGAACAAAGUUCUUCUUGCUAAAUUUGUUUGGGCUGUGUCUUCUAAGCAAGAUAUCUUGUGGGUGAAAUGGAUUGACUCCAUUUACCUUAAGGGGCAGGAUUUUUGGAACCAUAAAGUCCAACAAGAUGCGAGUUGGUAUUGGAAGAAAAUAGCUAAUUUGAGGGUUAUUUUUUCUUCUCAAAUCCUGGUUGAAGCUGUCAAACAUAACAAGCUUAAUAUGAGAGUUCUCUAUAACAGGUUGCUGAAUAUUAGCAAAGUUUAUUUUGCUAAUGUGGUUUGGUGUUCCCUAGCUGUGUCUAAACAUAGGUUUAUCUUUUGGCAAGCGGCUCUUGGUCACCUUCUUACUCGCGACAAACUUCAGCAGUGCCAUUUGCUAAUUCCAUCUGAUCUGUGUCCGGUUUGUGAAGAAGCUCAGGAGUCUCACUCUCAUCUCUUUUUUGCUUGUUCGUUCUCUCAGCAAGUGCAAUCCAGAAUGGAGAGUUGGCUGGGUAGGGACUCUUGGCCGAGAAGGUAUGAAGACUGGCACACUUGGAUGUUGGAUAAGCCGAAGGGACUGAUGCAAAAAGUUUCUGCUGCUUCUUUGGCUGCGGCUGUGUAUUUGAUUUGGAGAAACAGGAAUAAAUGUGUUAAUGAUUUAAAUUCUUGGUCUGUUGAUUUUGUCUUGCAGCAGAUUCGUUAUUCUGUGAAAGCUAGACUUACUAGGCAUCCUAAGCUAAAGCUUACUCAUAGGGAUGCUUUUGUUUUUAAUUACCUGAUGUAUAUGUAA
Messenger RNA from Humulus lupulus (European hop), 1500 nucleotides. RefSeq lists its product as uncharacterized. Bases 1 to 1500 code for a protein of 499 amino acids. Lineage: Eukaryota; Viridiplantae; Streptophyta; Magnoliopsida; Rosales; Cannabaceae. The record is from RefSeq and is a predicted model, not a curated record. The transcript has 2 exons.